CGAGGAGACACAUAAGCCCUGCCACGAAGUUCGUCACGGAACCUCGGUUCCCCUGAUGCCGCUUUUUUUUUUUAUUUCUGUCACGGAUUUUCAUCAUGGGAAGCGGUGAUUUUUGAAAAGACGCUCAACACUCAGGUUUGGAUACGCGUAAUUGCGCACGAGACAGUGGCCCCUCUAGCAGCUCCGUGUGCGCACUGAAGUCGCCGCUGGACCGUCCGACAUGGACCAACCUCAGCAGUGCGUGGCCCUGUAUCUGCUGGUGCUGUCUCUUGGACUUCUCAUGGACAGCGGGGUUUGUCAGCACUACUACCUCCUCCGCCCCAUCCCGAGCGACAGUCUGCCGCUGGUGGAACUAAAAGAGGACCCGGACCCCGUCUUCGACCCCAAGGAGAGGGACCUAAACGAGACCGAGCUGAAGAGCGUCCUGGGGGACUUUGACAGCCACUUUCUGUCCGUCUCGCCGCCCGCGGAGGACAAAUACACCGGGAACGAGGAGCUCGACGACUUGGACGUCCAGAAGCCCGGCGGGGUGCUGCCGAAGGAGAUCCGAGCGAUGGAUUUCGACGUACAGUUCGGCAAGAAGCACAAGCCGAGUAAGAAACUGAAGCGGCGGCUGCAGCAGUGGCUGUGGGCGUACUCGUUCUGCCCGGUGGUCUACACCUGGACCGACCUGGGGAACAGGUUCUGGCCGCGGUUCGUGCGCGUGGGCAGCUGCCUCAGCAAGAGGUCGUGCUCGGUGCCGGAGGGGAUGGUGUGCAAGCCUGCGAACUCGACCCACCUGACGAUACUGAGGUGGAGAUGCGUGCAGAGGAAGGGGGGGCUGAAGUGCGCGUGGAUACCCGUGCAGUACCCCAUCAUCACAGACUGCAAAUGCUCCUGUUCCAGCUGAACGACAUCAAUUAUAAGCUCGACAUUUCUUUUUUUGUGAUCUCUCCCUCUCACACGCACCACCGAGUGUAGGAAUGUAUUUUCUGUAUAUGCGGUUGCCACGCAGUUAUGUAUAACUCCCUGUACAAAGUCAGUAUUAUUUGUAACCAGAGUCUACUUUAUUUGUGGAGAAUAUUGGUUAUAUAUUUUGUAUUUAUGGAGAUGUGGCGCGUAGAGCCGCGUAAGGACUUGUGCUGUUUCCCAUGUUCGGAUGAAGCAGAUCAACCUCAGA
Pleuronectes platessa (European plaice) is the source of this 1159-nucleotide messenger RNA. It is a transcript of the gene nog1, whose product is annotated as noggin 1. The record is from RefSeq and is a predicted model, not a curated record. The transcript has a single exon. NCBI's taxonomy places the organism in Eukaryota, Metazoa, Chordata, Actinopteri, Pleuronectiformes, Pleuronectidae. Bases 221 to 889 code for a protein of 222 amino acids. Gene Ontology annotation, biological process: negative regulation of BMP signaling pathway; dorsal/ventral pattern formation; negative regulation of cell differentiation.